Schistocerca cancellata (South American locust) is the source of this 1011-nucleotide messenger RNA. RefSeq lists its product as uncharacterized. The coding region runs from base 425 to 928 and encodes 167 amino acids. The transcript is spliced from 4 exons. NCBI's taxonomy places the organism in Eukaryota, Metazoa, Arthropoda, Insecta, Orthoptera, Acrididae. The record is from RefSeq and is a predicted model, not a curated record.
AACUGACUGGCUCCUCACGUUUUUCUGCGCUUGUUAAACAAAACCACGGAAGAGUCACGUCUAAAAGCAGUUUGCUUUCUUUGAUAGAACACAAAUGUUCCGAGAAGCUGACAAGGCAGCGUUGUAACUACACAGAGGAAGACAAGAAGCGUUUUACUUGCACUUGAGCUCAUAGCAUUACUUCUUUGUAAGAGGUUAGAACGGCGUUAUAUAACGGAAGAUCUCGUCACAGAAGGGCAGUCAAAACCAUGAGGGCGCACCUAUUUCUUAUAACUGUUUCAGACGCAGCUGACUGAACGGCUGCUGCUCGGUCUCCAACAGAUGACUAAGGUACUAUCGCAGCAAGCAACACCGCCCGUUGCUGCACCCGAGUUUCGCCCGUUUUAUAGUAACGAAGAGGAUCUGGUCAGAGUAUUGAACGGAAAUGUACGCCCACUUCGCCGCAUACAAUGUUACAGCCGCGACUGCGACGUUGGUGCUGGCAGACAGUGGAGAACAUCACAAUGCACAUCUGGAACAUCAUCGACACCACCACCACCGCCACCACAACUUCCACAGUGAUGACACGGUACCUGUGGACCAUAGGCAGCGAGUUGAUAAGGUUCCUCAGAUCAUGCACAUAAUACCUGCUGAACACUCGUCGUACGAAGACACUUUACCACCCUACCACAAGUCCCCCAAUUAUGCCGUUCCAAACGUGGAGGACGACACACCUUCCGAUACAUCCAACGACUGUGCUCACGAGCUCAAGCAGCCGUGCCCUGAAGUAUGUAGUCUGCUGUUUGAACCAGUGCUCGCUGAGUGCGACGAUGGGGAGGAGGUCAAAUUCCCCAACUGCUGUGCGCUUCACAUGGCAAACUGCAAGAAACACAAAAAUUGCACUUUAUCAGACAAAAAAGAAAUCCAGCCGGUCCUCAAUCAAUACUGAGACCAGUCACUUCAAGACUAUGAAACUGAAGAAGCUGCAGCCCAGCCAUCCAACACACUUCGACAAAUUUGUGAUAUUACUUU